This is a messenger RNA of Ilyonectria robusta, 2267 nucleotides long. Its product is annotated as glycosyltransferase family 2 protein. Gene Ontology annotation, biological process: extracellular matrix assembly; hyaluronan biosynthetic process. Gene Ontology annotation, molecular function: hyaluronan synthase activity. Bases 338 to 2110 code for a protein of 590 amino acids. The transcript is spliced from 3 exons. Lineage: Eukaryota; Fungi; Ascomycota; Sordariomycetes; Hypocreales; Nectriaceae. The record is from RefSeq and is a predicted model, not a curated record.
AAUGAGGAGCAACUAAUAGGCCAGACCCUCGUAUUCCCCAGGGUUCAGUGCUGGACAUCUUUGACAGCUCGUUACAGCCAAGAGCCGUGAUGAGGCCAUUCCACUAAGGAAUAUUGCCUCCUGACGCUAAGGAUGCCGCUGCAGCCGGCCUAUUUACACUUCUGGGUGCGUCAGAGGGGGAGUUAUUUUUAUCUGUCUGGACGAAAGAUGUACCCUUUUACUCUCCCCUUAUCUUCUCUUUGAUCUUGGAUACUCGUAUACGUGUAUUGCUCCUCUGUAGCAGCAACACAUCGCAGGUGGUGACUCCUGUUCAGUGGCGGGUAUCAACAUCUCGACCAUGGAGAAAUACCCGGAAGAAGAUGUCCAGCUUGCCAGUCAACGCGGCCAACACGUCAGUUGGCUGCGCAAAGCGGUCAAUAUUUUGGGAUGCUUGAUGGCGUUCCCCAUUUAUUGGAUCAUGACUGUGAACUGUAGAUAUCCCGUAACACUGGACUUGGCUUGCACCAUUAUGCUGGCUGAGCUCAAUCGGUUCAUCAACGAAGGCCGGCGCAUCGGUUUUUACGCGGAACAAUCUCGACCACGCAGCAAAAUGGACUCGGAAAAGUUGGACUUGGAACGACAGUCUGCAUCGCCGAGGUUGGACUGUGUAGCCGCCGUCGUGGGUUGGAGAGAGGACCCGACCUUGUUUACGCAGGCUCUGGAGAGCUACAAGGUGGCGAAGCAUUGCUCAUUCAUGCUGGUUGGCAUCGACGGAGACGAGGAAGAAGAUCAAGACAUGGCUCGCGUUUUCAACAAGGUGUACCCUCGUCAAUCAAGGACCAUUCACAUCCCGGAGCCACUGGGCACUGCAGCUGAGCAUUUCAUGACCAAGAUGGCCUCAAUGAAGAAGCAGUACGGCGAGGAAAUUGACGAAGACGAGUGCCACAACCUUGCCAUGGAUCACUGCAUCCAGCUGGCGCGUCGCACUCUAGAGCAGGAGAAGAUCGACUUUCGGGGAGUUGAUGGCGUCCGGCAGCUGUGCAUUCGGCAAAAGCACAUGCAUAAGAAGGGAAUUAUGUUCACCACCUACGUCUUCUCCCUUGUCAUUGCCGAUAUGCUGGGCCUUGAAUUUCUUUGGUCGUCGGACUCGGACACCUUGGUUCUGCCGGACUCACUCGAGCGCACCGUCAACGCCAUUGCUGCUGAUCCCAAGAUCGGAGGAGCCAGUUCUGGUCUCAUUGUCCACAACGAGUCGGAGACGGCAGUUACUAAACUGUCGGCUACUGUGUACUGGGGCGAACUCUACCUGACCCGAUCUACUCCAGCAGCUACUGCGACGAGUGAUUGCCAGAGUGGGCCAAGCACGGUGUUCCGACUCGCAGCUUUGCCAUCAAUUCUUGUCCCAUGGUAUCUCCAGACGGUCAUGGGUAAGCGAAUGAUUAUCAAUGAGGACCGACACUUGACGACCAAUCUCCUAUCUCGCGGCUGGGGCGUUGUCUUCGCCUCAGACGUGCUUACCGCCACGGAGACGCCGACAACUCUUUCAAGAUGGAUCAUGCAACAAGUGCGAUGGGCACGUGCAACGCAUAUUGAAUCUCUCCUCCAGCCGAAAGUCUACCUCAUGAGCCAUCCGCUACUCUUUUACGGAAUGGCCAAACGCGAGUCUGGCCCUGUACUUGGAGCCUUUGCCGUGCUCUAUUACUUCCUCACUUCUCGACAGCUGUUUGUCAUCUGCGUCUUUGAUCUCGCGAUGCGCAUGGCAGUCAGCACGACCUACAAUAUUCUGAGAAAUCCCCAGAGACUUACUAGAAAGUCACUGGUUUGGGUUAUCCCUGGGAUAUUCUUUUACUACGUUCCCCUGCCAGCUAUCCACGUCUGGAGCAUGAUGACGCUCACUGCCGAUGGAUGGGGGACUACCAUGCGCGCAGCCAGUGAACGUUCUCGCGCAUCAAGCAGGAGAAAGGCGUGGUGGGAGCUCGGAUUUGUAGUAGUCUGGAUGGGAAUUGUUGCAGGAGCACUGGCAAGAUGGGUUGCGACGAGUCAUGGUCUGAGCCCAGAGCAUCGAGCCCUUUCGAUGCUCCUGAGUUCUCUUAUCGCAUCAUUUAGCGCCUGGGUGGUAUUAAUAAAGUAGACGGUAAAGGUUAAACUAAUAGAGAGCGGCUCUGUGGUAGGACGGAGAUCGCCGGGGCGCAAAUGGAUGGUGCUUGGUCAAUACUUUCGACCAACUAGAAGACCUCUUCUAAACCUAGACACAGAUAAACAAAAUAGACUCAAGAGUUCGAUAUCUG